This is a messenger RNA of Glycine soja, 2185 nucleotides long. RefSeq names its product probable endo-1,3(4)-beta-glucanase ARB_01444. NCBI's taxonomy places the organism in Eukaryota, Viridiplantae, Streptophyta, Magnoliopsida, Fabales, Fabaceae. The record is from RefSeq and is a predicted model, not a curated record. The transcript has a single exon. Gene Ontology annotation, molecular function: endo-1,3(4)-beta-glucanase activity. The coding region runs from base 35 to 1993 and encodes 652 amino acids.
AUCACAACCUUCACUUCCCCACAAACAAAAAGCAAUGUCUUCUUUUCUUUUCCCUCAAACACAAUCCACAGUCCUCUCAGACCCUUCAACCUAUUUCUCCUCAAACCUCCUUUCAUCUCCACUCCCCACAAACUCUUUCUUCCAAAACUUCGUUAUUCCAAACGGGUCCCAAGCUGAGUACAUUCACCCUUACCUCAUCAAAACCUCAAACUCUUCACUAUCAGCUUCAUACCCUCUUCUGAUCCUCUUCACCACUGCAGUGUUGUACCAGACUUUUGUGGCAGAUAUCACCAUCUCUUCAACUCAAACAACCUCACAAAACCAUGUAAUCUCAUCAUACAGUGACCUUGGUGUCACUUUGGACAUUCCCUCCUCCAACCUAAGGUUCUUUCUCUCAAGGGGAAGCCCUUUUCUAACCGUUUCUGUGACAUCUCCAACAUCUCUUUCCAUCACAACAGUGCAUACCAUAGUCUCUUUGUCUUCCAAUGAUGACAACAACACCAAAUACACCCUUAAGCUUAACAACACUCAAACAUGGCUCAUAUACACUUCCUCACCAAUCUAUUUCACCCAUAAUAAUGCUUCAGAGGUUACAUCCAAGCCAUUUUCUGGCAUCAUUCGUGUGGCAGUGUUGCCUAACCACAACUACGUAACAAUUCUUGACAAGUUCAGCACUUGUUACCCUUUGUCGGGUAAUGCAACACUCGUAGAGCCUUUCCGUGUGGUGUAUGAAUGGCAAAAGGAAGGUUCUGGGGACUUGCUCAUGCUAGCUCACCCUCUUCAUGUUAAGCUUCUAUCAAAUAAUUAUAAUGGUCUAGUUACUGUGCUGAACGAUUUUAAGUAUAGAAGCAUUGAUGGUGAUCUUGUUGGUGUUGUUGGAGACUCAUGGGUGUUGGAAACCAAUCCUAUUCCUGUGACAUGGUAUUCCAACAAAGGUAUGGAAAAAGAUUCUUAUGAUGAGAUUGUCUCGGCACUUGUUAAGGAUGUGCAAGAGCUGAAUUCUUCAUCAAUAGGAACAAGUUCAUCUUAUUUUUAUGGAAAGCGUGUUGGAAGGGCUGCAAGGUUGGCGUUGAUAGCGGAAGAAGUUUCUUUUUCUAACGUGGUUCCCACGAUUAAGAAGUUUCUUAAGGAGUCUAUUGAGCCUUGGUUGGAUGGAACUUUACAAGGGAAUGGAUUUCUAUACGAAAAUAAAUGGGGUGGACUUGUCACCAAACUGGGGUCAACGGAUUCAACAGCUGAUUUUGGGUUUGGAGUGUACAAUGAUCACCAUUAUCAUUUGGGAUACUUCCUUUAUGGAAUUGCGGUCCUUGCAAAGAUUGAUCCUGAGUGGGGACAAAAAUACAAUCCACAAGUUUAUUCACUUGUCACAGAUUUUAUGAACUUGGGCCAAAAAUAUAACUCUCGUUAUCCACGUCUAAGGUGUUUUGACCUUUACAACUUACACUCUUGGGCUUCAGGAGUGACUGAAUUCGCAGAUGGAAGGAAUCAAGAAAGUACAAGUGAGGCUGUGAAUGCGUACUAUUCAGCGGCAUUGGUAGGUUUAGCAUAUGGUGACUCAAAUCUUGUUGCCAUUGGAUCAACACUACUGGCUUUGGAAAUUCUUGCUGCACAAACUUGGUGGCACGUGAAAGCAGAAGGCAACUUGUACGAAGAAGAAUUUGCAAAAGAGAACAAAAUAGUGGGUGUUCUGUGGGCUAACAAGAGAGAUAGUGCCCUAUGGUGGGGCCCUGCUACGUGUAGAGAGUGUAGGCUUGGAAUUCAAGUGCUACCAUUGUCUCCUGUUACUGAGACUUUGUUCUCUGAUGCUGAUUAUGUGAAGGAGCUUGUGGAAUGGACAAUGCCCUCUUUGACUAGUGAAGGGUGGAAGGGAAUGACCUAUGCCUUGCAAGGAAUUUAUGAUAAGGAAACAGCAUUGGAAAAUAUUAGAAAGUUGAAAGGUUUUGAUGAUGGGAACUCGUUGAGUAAUCUCUUGUGGUGGAUUCACAGCAGAUGAGGAGUGUUGCACACAAGUUUCUGGACUAGAUAAAUUGAGCCGAAUCCAAAAAAUGUAUGAUGUUUCAAUUUGACUAAUUAUCAAUGCUGUAAUUUGCAGUCAUUUACGAAAUUCUGUAUCUCAUAUAUCAGUUAUGUGAAAUGUGUUUUGGGGAUUUUUUAAGAAUUUAAUAAAAUUUGUGGUUUACCAUAA